AUGGCGGAGAUAUUCAGGUGCGAGGCGUACCACAGCCAGCAGGUGGACCGCGCAGGGGUGUUGGAGCGGUUCAUCCAGGGCACCAUGGACGUGAUCAUGGCCACCAACGCGUUGGGCAUGGGGGUGGAUAUCCCAGACAUCCACGUGAUCAUCUACAUUGGCGUGCCACGGACGUUGUUAGAUUACGCGCAGGAGAGUGGCCAGGCUAGGCAGGACAGGCAGGCCAGCGAGGCCAUCAUCAUCCAGCUAGAGGGGAUGGACGAGUAUAGUCAUGGUGGCAGUAUAGGUGGUCACCAUGCACGGGAGGGGAAGGAGGUAGAGGAUCAGGAUUAG
Molecule: messenger RNA, 333 nt
Organism: Aspergillus calidoustus
Lineage: Eukaryota; Fungi; Ascomycota; Eurotiomycetes; Eurotiales; Aspergillaceae
Source: the annotation of a GenBank genome assembly